Molecule: messenger RNA, 1242 nt
Organism: Trypanosoma grayi
Lineage: Eukaryota; Euglenozoa; Kinetoplastea; Trypanosomatida; Trypanosomatidae
Product: ankyrin repeat protein
Exons: 1
Coding region: 1-1242 (413 amino acids)
Cellular component (GO): nucleus; cytoplasm
Molecular function (GO): protein binding
Source: RefSeq, a predicted model, not a curated record
AUGAGUACAGCGGCCUGUCUGGGUGGGCCGCAAGGGCCCAAAGAUCUCUUAGACGCAGUGCGUGAAGCUGUGGUAAAGGGUGACAUGGAUACUCUAGCGCGUCUUCGCAGAGACUUUCUGAGUGUUGCGGAAAAUGUUUCCAAAUGCGUCGAUGAGACCGGGAAUACACUCGUUCACUUGUCUCUAGGAAAAGAUACAACCAUACUGGCUUUCACAGUCAAAGAACUUGCAGGGAAUGUUAACGCCCCUAAUUUUCAGGGACGUACACCGCUGCAUGAGGCUGUUAGAAACAAUUACGUUGAGUGCUGUGAGGCACUUUUAGACUAUGGGGCGGAUGAUACGGUGCAGGCUGCAACCCUUUCUACGCCAUUUCACACCGCUGCAGCCUGUGGGAGUGUGGAAUGUAUGGAGAUUUUAUUGAAGCGAAGUCCGGAUCCCACGGCUAAAGUGAAUGAGCUUGACCGCAGCAAGUGCUCAGCACUUCACAAGAGUGCAUCAGAUGGUGAUGUUCGCGUGUGCCAGUGGCUCGUAGAGCACGGUGCAGUAGUUGAUCAGCGGGAUAUCAACGACACAACACCGCUGCUGAUGGCUGUAAAAAUGGGCAAACAGGAGGCGGCUGAAUAUCUCAUCCGUCAGGGGGCUUGUUGCGACCAUCACGAUGUGCAGGGCAAUCGACCCGUUCACUUCUGCGCAAUUCGGUGCGAUUACAAGAUACUAAAGCUUCUCAUUGAUGCAAAGGCGUCUGUCAAUGUUCAAAAUGACGAGUUUAAUAACCCGCUUCAUCUCGCGGCGAUUCACCAGCGGCCAAAUUCAAAGGAGUGGGAGGAUCUCAUUGCGCUUCUACUUGAUGCCGGUUGUGAUCCCACUGUGGAGAAUGCAUCACGUAAGAAGCCUGUGGAUUACGUUGGUCGCAACCUCAAGAAAGUAUUCUCAAGGGAGGAGGCUGACGUGCGCCGGCAACUGAAAGCGCAAAAACAGAGGGAGGAGGAAGAAGAAAUACAGAAAAUGCUGGAGCUGAGAUGCACCUGGAGAAAUUCGGUGCUAAAUAACUUGGACAAAGCAAAAAAGACACAAAAGGAAGAGGCAGACCGGCUUCACAGAGAAGCGGAGGAGAGGCUCCGUGCCGAAGAUGAUGCUAGAAUUCUCCUUGAGGAAGCUAUGGAGAGGCAACGCUAUCAAGAAGAGGAAAAGAAAAAACGCACAGACUCUCUGGAGAAGUCGAAGAAUUCAGGAAAGAAGUAA